UGCAAAAUGUUUGGGAGGAUCUUCUCGACGUAUAAAAGGUCGAAGUCAUCCGAAACCACUGCUCAGUCUUCUAUACACAUUCAUCGUGGAACGAGCGUCCAACAUGAAGAUACUUUUACUGACCUGUCUUCUGGCUUCGGGGCUUGCCGCACCCGCAGAAAAGACCAAGCGGGACAUUCUUCCUGGUGACUCACGCUACAAUGCCCAACAUAACCACCACCACCACCACCACCACGAGGACCAUGACCACCACCAGAACGAACUUGAAAUCUCUAAGGCUCUGGACGGCUAUUUCGGAACUUACGACAGCGCACUGACAGGAUAUGGAAUUCCCGGUUUGCAACCAGGAAUUCCUAUCAGCAGCAAUAACUUUGGAAGCACAAACUUGGAUGCUGUUGAGAUCGGCGGUACAAAGAACGCCAAACAGAUCGAAUCCAGCACUGAGAGCAGCCUCAGUGUACCUAAGGUAAGCUCAGUCACUGUUGUGAAAUCUGAGGGCAUAUCACAAGCUGGUAAUCUGGCACAAUUAGGGAACAUUGGUAUCAGCAAAGGACUGGCCAAUAACUUUGACAAUGCUGUAAUAUCAACUACAGCUGCUAGUGUCGAAGCUUCUUCAGUUCCAAGUGCGUAUAUCGAAGAAGUUACCAAAUCAUCCUCUGGUGACGGCAUCUCAACUCUCGGUAGCUUCGAGUCACCCUUCCAAUCUGAGACAGGUUCAUCUUUUAGAUCUUCAUUCGAUUCCGGCCUCAGCAGUGCCUUCGGGGGCCCAGAUUUUUACUCGGUACCCUCUAGUGUAGGACCUUUCAACGCAGCAGACUUAAGCACGUUCGAGCAAUCAAGUUUCGACACCUUCGGUUCCAGCCUUGGCUUGUCUUCAGACGUUAACAAGGAUUCUGCGGUAUCUACUGAUACCAGCAAGGAAACCGCAGAAUCUGCUUCAACAAAAAUUAAGUCAUCGAGCGAAACAGUCUCCAGUGAAUUCGGCUCAGCCAAUGGUGGCCUGGCAACUCCUUUGCAGCCCCAGUUCAGCUCCUCUUUCGGUGCUAACUUUAACUCUCGACUCGGUUCCUCGUUCGGAGGACCAUCUCUGUUCUCAUCCUCCCUGGGCGCAGCACCUUUUACCACUACAGGCUUCAACACCUUCAAGCAAGCAGGUUCCAACCCCAUCUUCGGUUCCAGCCUGUCUUCAAGUAUCAACAAGGAAUCAGCAACUUUGACUAGCAACGCAAAAGUAGAAUCCAAAGCCCAGAGCAAGGCGGCUUCUUCAGAUUACAACAAGAAAAUCACAGAAUCUACUUCUACAAAUGUCCAGACAGCUGCCAAAACGUUGCCCGCUAGUUUCGGCUCAUCUGUUGAUAGUUUGUCAACCCCUCUGAAAUCCAAGUCUGACUCUUUCUUCAAAUCCUCCAGUCCUUCCUCCGGAAGCACAUCAGGCUUUAGCACAUUCACGCAAGGCAGUUAUAAGCCCAGCUUUGGUUCCAGCUUUAGCUUCUCAUCGGAAGCUAAUAAAGAAUCCGCCAAAUCAACCAGCGCAACAAACGUAGAAUCCAAAUCAGGCAGCAGCAAAGUUUCUUCAGAUGCCCACAAGACGACAGUAGAAUCUUCAGCUGACGCAGCCAAAUCGUUCACUGAUGCAAUCUCCAGUAAAUCUGGCUUGGAUAUUGAUACCUUGUCACCCCUCUCGGAAACCAAUUUUAGAUCGUCUUUGGGAUCUACUUUCGGCUCUGGUCUUUCUUCCAUCGGAGGCCCAUCCAUCUACUCGACCUCCUUUGGUGCAUCACCUUCCGACACUCUCGGCUUGACGAGGUUCGAAAGUCCCAGCCUUGAGCAAACUUACACCUACACCCCGAGCAUCGAAGGCUAUAACAAUAACUUCGGAAUCUACAAUAACAAUUAUGACAGGGCAAACGGUUUCCAGAAUGCUGAUUACAGAACUUAUCUUACCGGUAUACGCGGUUAUUCUGGAUUUGAUCAGAGUUUGGGGGACACAACACUUAACGGAAACGUCCAAGUUAGCUACCCCCAGUCAUACUCUUCAGACUUCACGGGAGGCGUACGUUACGCAGCCCCUCAGUCCUUCCAAUUCCAAUCUGUGUCCCCCACCCCCCAAAGCGUAACCCCUUUCCCAUUUCCCACAUCCGUCUCGGUAACCGAAGCACCUACUCAGUUGAAUUUCGAUUCUUCACGGUCGUACUUGUCGCCAUCAAUCGAACAAUCCGUACAGCCGAACUUCUACGUUUCUCCAGAUCAGCAAAACCUCUUUCGGAACUAUCAAAGCACUGUCUUCUCGGUUCAACCUACUCCCUCUACUUUCCCAAGGCUGAGUCAACCUGAGGUUAAGAUUUCAGAAAGUUCUCUCUCGGGAAUCACCCAGCAAACAGAUGCUGAUGGAGGCUACAUUUACUAGGUUUAGAAAAUUUUACUCUUGUUUGUAAAAAAAUCCCCUGACUCCACUUAAUAGAAGUAACGAUGAACAAUUCAAACGUGGGUACUAUAGCCCUACUUAGCAUUGGUGGUAUAUAUGCUUGCCGUCUGUAGGGUUCAACCUGUUAUACUCAAAUAAAAUCGAUUUGCUAUAAA
Diprion similis is the source of this 2580-nucleotide messenger RNA. RefSeq names its product rho GTPase-activating protein gacF-like. The transcript is spliced from 7 exons. The record is from RefSeq and is a predicted model, not a curated record. Lineage: Eukaryota; Metazoa; Arthropoda; Insecta; Hymenoptera; Diprionidae. The coding region runs from base 104 to 2407 and encodes 767 amino acids.